CUCGCGGCCCCGCGAGUGGCCCGUCUCGUCGCGAGAAGAGGUAGCGGGGACGUCUGCGCUGACAAACGGAAGUGUAGGUGACGGUCCGAGGCAUCACCGCCAAGCUGGGAACCGGGGAGAUGGCCGAGACUGACCCCAAGACCAUGCAGGAUCUCACCUCGGUGGUGCAGACACUCCUGCAGCAGAUGCAAGAUAAAUUUCAGACCAUGUCUGACCAGAUCAUUGGAAGAAUUGAUGACAUGAGUAGUCGCAUUGAUGAUCUGGAGAGAAACAUCGCCGACCUCAUGACACAGGCUGGAGUGGAGGAACUGGAAGGUGAAAACAAGAUACCUGCCACACAGAAGAGUUGAAGGUUGCUAGUAACUUACACUGAAAUCUGCAACACCAUUUUUCCAAGCCAAGAGAAGACUGAAUGGCUUUUUGCAGCUAACUACUAUGUGUAAACAGGUUUUAUAUUAUAAUGUGCAUUCUUAUCACAUACUAUAUUUAGUUUAUAGAGUGAUUUAUCCCGCAGUUUCUCAAACAUGGUAUCUUCACAUCUUGGACCUUGGUCAGUUGUGCUAUUAAUUAUUAAACACUAAAACUGUGGUGGUUCCUGCAUAAAAAAAAUUGUCAAAUUUUUUAGUGUAUUUUUGUGAAGUCAUUUUUUUCCUACCAUUCCUUUUGUAGUAGUUGCUGUUUGAUAAAAGUUGCCGUGUAAUUUUUUUAUUAAACAGUAAAUCCUUCGAUUAUAGGUAGACCUGGUGAAGUAAGACAUUUGUAAACUUUAGGUUUCUUUCAUUCUCAGCACAAAGUGACUGUUUAGCUAACACCAUACAGUGUGUUGGCAAUACUUUUCAAAUGACUAAAAACAUUUAAGAAUUGUUCAUUCAGAAAUACCUGUUACUGCUCUCUUGCCAAAACUCAGAAUUGAACUUUUGACUUACGUCUUGAGUUCCUGAGAUCAGAUGCAAAAGUCGAUGAAAAGUAACCACUGCCACUGUCCUGUGUUAGAACUUAUUUAAAGAACAGAAAAUAAUAAAAUAGCCUGAUGUAAUGAGACGUUCAUUAGAGUUUUGCAUGAGAUUUUAAUACUUCAGUAGGACCCUGCAUUAUUCAUCUACAGUGGUUAUAAAAAAUCGGGCAGGAUUUUAAAACUCACUUGCUCCAUCUUUGGGCAAGAAAGACAGAGAAAAGGAAAAGAGACCAUGUUAAGCUCAUGCCAGUUGCUUGGCUAGAAAAUGAUAAAUGACUUAUAAAAUAGGCUCAAGUUUUUAAGAAGUACUACUUAAACUAUUUCUUACCUAAAUUCUUGCAGAGUAACAGUUUUAUUAUGGAUUAUAGAAGGCAGGGAUAAUAACUCUUGCCACUCAAAAAUGCAGUGUGCAGUGUGCCAAGCCCAGAGGCCAGUAUUGAUCUGGAAGGCAGUCCGUGUGAUUGUCACCACAAAGUGGUUUUAUACGACAAAAACGUGAAAAAUUGUAAAGGUUGAGGAAUGGUUUGGUCCUUCCUAAAGGGAAAAUCUGAAUGAAAAGAGUAUGUUUUUGUUUUUUUUUAGGUUUUCCAUAUCACCAGUCGUGAUUGUUUGUAUUGGAAAUAUAUAAUAUUAAGAAAUAAUUUGUCCUAUUUAUAAAUUAUAUGAGGAACACAAAGGAGAAAAAUUCUUCUGUGAUAAAAUGAAUUCAGCACUCGUAUUACCCAGCUACAGAACCUCCUUUUAUUGGUCCAGUCGGUUGUGCUGCGGGAUUUAGCCCCUGCAUGUCCCACUCAAACUGGCUGUGACCAGAUGAGCUGAAAGCUGAGGGCAGGUGUAUUCCGAGCCUCGCAAAUGGCAAGUGGAAGUGAUGCGGCUGGUUGCUGUUGUAGGAGAGUCAGGACUUGGGUAGGAGUUGGCCUCCGUAUGUAAUAGAUUUCAAAGGCAGGCUCCCUGACCAAAAAUAUCUGCUGUGAAUAAAGGUGCCUGAAAUCCUGCUACUGAA
Messenger RNA from Lemur catta (Ring-tailed lemur), 1958 nucleotides. RefSeq names its product heat shock factor binding protein 1 (gene HSBP1). The transcript is spliced from 4 exons. Gene Ontology annotation, molecular function: transcription corepressor activity. Gene Ontology annotation, biological process: cellular heat acclimation. Gene Ontology annotation, cellular component: nucleus; cytosol. Bases 120 to 350 code for a protein of 76 amino acids. NCBI's taxonomy places the organism in Eukaryota, Metazoa, Chordata, Mammalia, Primates, Lemuridae. The record is from RefSeq and is a predicted model, not a curated record.